CUGGCGAGGUGGGAACACCAACUACGGAAAGAGCAGAUCUCGUGAAGACAGUAAAAGACAAGGAAAAGCGUCCACGGAUUUAUAUUUCACACUUUUAGACGGCGGUCCAGAUUAGGAUUAACAGAGCUGAACAAGAUGAUGUCUGAUGCCAGUGACAUGUUGGCAGCAGCCUUGGAGCAAAUGGAUGGUAUUAUAGCAGGCUCCAAAGCUCUGGACUACUCCAAUGGCAUCUUUGAUUGUCAGUCCCCAACAUCACCCUUCAUGGGCAGCUUGCGAGCCCUCAACUUACUGGAGGACCUCAGGGGCAUUCUGGAGCUCAUGGACACUGAGGAAAGAGAGAGCUUGCGUUGUCAGAUCCCAGACUCUACUGCAGACAGUCUGGUGGAGUGGCUGCAUGGUCACCUGUCAAAUGGACAUAUUUCAAUCACCGGUGAUGUUUACCAGGACAGACUUAAUCGUCUUGAAAGUGAUAAAGAGUCCCUUGUGCUUCAGGUGAGUGUUUUGACGGAUCAAGUGGAGGCGCAGGGUGAAAAGAUAAGGGACCUAGACCUGUGCCUUGAUGAACACCGUGAGAAACUAAAUGCAACUGAAGAAAUGUUGCAGCAGGAACUCUUGUGCAGAUCAGCCCUUGAGACUCAGAAGCUGGAGCUUAUGGCAGAGGUUUCCAACUUGAAGCUGAAGUUAACAGCCAUGGCGAAAGAGAGACUCGAUUUUGACGACAGAUUUGGAGAUAGUGAGGGUUUGAUUUUGGAGAUUAAUGAACUGAGAUAUCGCAUUUCUGAGUUGGAGAAUGAACGGUUACAGUAUGAAAAGAAAUUGAAAUCCACUAAGUCGCUUAUGGCCAAACUCUCUAGCCUGAAACUCAAAAUGGGCCAGAUGCAGUAUGAGAAACGGAGGAAGGAACAAAAAAUCCAGGCGCUCAAGGAGGAGCUGGUUACGUUGAGAAGGCAGCUGGAUGGCAGAGAUGGUGAUCUGAGGAUGCUGCAGGAUGAGACGGGGUCCAGAUCCCCAACACCUGCAGGCCUAGACAGCACAGAGAGAGGUGGGUCACGCAUAGUUGCUGUUAUUCACAGUAUUGCCUGUUCCAGCAUGCCCUACAGGGGUCUAGUUUUGUCUUGUCAUCAUGCUGUGUCUGCGACAACAUUUGUCAGUACACUCCAAGUGCCAUCGCUCACAGUACAUAUAACAUCCCCAGAUAAAGCAGACAACCAUUCAGGCCUGGAACACAUGCAGUCAUCAAGUGAGAAAGAGUGUCAGGAGCCAACUCAAUCACUGGAGACCCCGUUAGAUGAGAGUCCCGAAACUUCAGAGGUCACAAAAUCAGCAAACCAGGGCAACCUUGAUGGAAGAGCCAGUGAAAAGAGCAAAGAAUUUGAUGAGUUCAACAAGAUCACAACUCUACCACCCAGAUCUCCAAGCUCUUCUCGUACUGCUGAGGAUGACAGCUUCGGCACCAGGAAAAUGAGAUCUUCUUUUGGACGGGGAUUCUUCAAGAUCAAGGGAGGGAAGAGGACUGCUAGUGCCCCUAAUUUGGCUGAGACAGAGAGGGACGGCACUGACCAUCUGGAUCUGGCAGGCAUGCCGCAGAGGUCAGCUGACAGUGACAGCACACACACUCUCCCCAUUUCUCCAGAGGGCAAGAAAAAGUCAAAAGGAAUCAAAGCUCUAUUUGGAAAGCUCAAAAGAAGUCAAUCAACCACAUUCAACCUGGAUGAUAACUUAUCAGAGAGUGAGUUUAAACGGGGUGGAGUCAGAGCCACAGCUGGGCCCAGGCUGGGUUGGUCACGUGACCUGCAGAACACCAACAGUGAGCUGGAUGCACCGUUUGCACGCUGGUCCCGGGAGCAGGUGUGUGAUUGGAUGCAGGAGCAGGGACUGGGGUUGUACGUGAGUUGGGCAAGGCAGUGGGUCGCCUCAGGCCAGACGCUUCUGCAGGCAUCCCAGCAGGAUCUGGAAAGAGAGCUGGGAAUAAAACACCCUCUACACAGGAAGAAACUGCAGCUGGCCCUGCAGGCAUUGGGCUCAGAGGAAGAUGACAACAAAGGCAAACUAGACUACCACUGGGUGACAAGGUGGCUUGAUGAUAUUGGCCUCCCGCAGUACAAGACUCAGUUUGACGAGGGACGUGUGGAUGGACGGAUGCUUCACUAUAUGACUGUGGAUGACCUAUUGUCUCUGAAAGUGGGCAGUGUUCUUCAUCACCUCAGUAUUAAGAGAGCCAUCCAGGUGCUCCGGCUCAACAACUAUGACCCCAACUGUCUGCGGCGAAGACCUUCAGAUGAGAACAACAUAAGUCCUGCUGAGAUCUCUCAAUGGACCAACCACCGUGUGAUGGAGUGGCUGCGGUCUGCUGACCUGGCUGAAUACGCACCCAACUUGAGGGGCAGUGGAGUACAUGGAGGACUGAUGGUGCUGGAACCUCGCUUCAAUGUGGAGACAAUGGCUCUGCUGCUGAAUAUUCCCCCCAACAAGACUCUGCUGCGGAGGCAUCUGGCUACUCACUUGAACCUGCUGGUGGGUUCUGAGGCCCAGCAACUCAAACAGGAGUGUCUAGAGAACCCAGACUACACCUUGCUCACCGCCACGGCUAAAGUCAAGCCGCACAAGCUGGCGUUUGGAGGGUUUGGUAGGAAGAAGAAGCAAGAGGACAAUGAAGAGUAUGUCUGUCCCAUGGAUGUGGAGAUGCCCAAAGGACGCAGCUUCCAGAAAGGCUACAGAGGCAUGGAGCUCCAGAUCUAUGAUGAUGACCUAGAUCGAUUCGACCAGAUGGAGGACUCUGAAGGGACAGUAAGGCAGAUUGGCGUUUUCUCAGAGGGCAUCAACAACUUAACGAGUAUGCUGAAGGAGGACGAGUUCUUCAAGGGGAUCUCCACGUCGUUCCCCAAUGCCAGUGUGAAGGAUGAUGACUCCAAUGUGUGAGGGUACUGCAGGGACACUCUCGCCCCUAGUGCUGCUGCUUUAAUAUGAAGUGACUGCCAACACCUCCACACACGCACCUCCAUCUGAAUGCCAAAUAUAUCGAACAGAACCACGUGUCCGCUCAU
Messenger RNA from Sinocyclocheilus grahami, 3044 nucleotides. RefSeq names its product liprin-beta-1-like. Gene Ontology annotation, cellular component: presynaptic active zone. The record is from RefSeq and is a predicted model, not a curated record. Gene Ontology annotation, biological process: neuromuscular junction development. The transcript has 24 exons. Bases 136 to 2919 code for a protein of 927 amino acids. Gene Ontology annotation, molecular function: protein binding. NCBI's taxonomy places the organism in Eukaryota, Metazoa, Chordata, Actinopteri, Cypriniformes, Cyprinidae.